UAGGUUCAGUAAAUUUAUCAGGAUAAUUAUGUCCACUGUAAAUUUAUUACCAUUUGUUAGAGGUAUUGAUUUCUCUGGACAAGAUUAUAAGAAUAAAAUAUCUGAUAAAAUGUGUCAUAUGAAAGGUCUUCAUUGGUUUAAAGCUUGUUCUUCAGAGUUAAAUGAAGUUCCAUCAGAAUUGCUUAAUCUUGAUAAAUUAGAAAAUAUUACACUGAUUGAUAACAAUAUAAAGGAAAUACCUAAUUGGUUGGGUAAUAAAAACAAUCUAAGAUAUUUAAAUCUUAAAAAAAAUUUACUAUCUUACAAAUCCUUUUCUCCUGAAUUAUUUUUGCUAAAAGACUUAACUGUUAUUGACCUUAGUUAUAAUAAUAUAGAACAUAUACCUAUUCAAAUGUUAGAGGCACAGGGAAUUCAAGUUUUAAAUUUAAGCCAUAACAAAAUCACAAAGAUAGCAAAUCAUUUUUUUACAAGCCUUGUUGAUCUUAUUUAUCUUGAUAUUGGUGGAAAUUUGUUAGAGACACUACCUCCUCAUCUACGACGAUUAAAUAGUAUACAAACCUUGAUUUUGGACGAUAAUCCUAUGGCAAAUUUUCAAUUUAGACAAUUGCCCUCUCUUGUUGGAUUAAAGAUUUUAAAGCUUAAAAACACUGGAAGAUAUAUUAAUAAUAUACCUACAAAUCUCGAAACCCUGAUUAAUCUCCAUGAAUUAGAUUUAUCGCACAACAAUUUGACCUGGAUUCCUGAUCAACUAUUUAAAUUGACAAGUUUGCGUAGACUGAAUCUUAGUAAGAACGCAAUCACCUUGAUGCCAAUUAAAAUAGAUGCAUGGGAAAAUCUGGAGGUACUAAAUUUGUGUUCUAACUCCCUCAGAUCGUUGCCCAGCCCUACCUGUAAGUUAGUCAAACUUAGGCGCUUAUACCUUGACAAUAAUCAAUUCGAGUACGAAGGUAUACCACCUUCAAUAGGUAAGUUGAUGUCCCUUCAAGUGCUUUCACUGGCCGAUAACCUUUUACAGACCUUACCAGAUAGCAUCUGCGGGUGCACAAAUUUAAAAUCCCUGAUCUUAAACAAUAACCGAUUGACAACACUUCCAGGAAACAUCUACAAUUUAGCAAAUCUGAAAAAUUUAGAUAUAAAAAAUAAUCCCAAUUUCUUAAUGCCCCACAAAAAAUCCGAUACAACUAAAAUCGAGGGCAAUUAUGAUUAUUACAAUAUUAAUUUCUCACUGGAACACCAUUUACAUUUGGCUGAUAUAUUACAUCCUGGAACAACUCAAGAGAUCGAUGAUAUGACUAAAUCGAUUCUUAAAAAGAGUUUGGAGUUUAAAAAUAGUGCUGACAUGAAUACUUCAAAAAAAAACAAGAUUGAGGAAGGUGAAAAAGAACGACAAGUGUUGCAAGGUAUGUCAGAUGUAGCAUCUUACGAUAAACCUCAAGGUGGUCUUGAUAAAGUUGAAAAUGAAUUCGUCAGAGAAGCCCAUUCAACAGAUAUAAACUGCAAAAUGAAUUCUAAUAAUACUAACAUUAAUUGUGAAAUUGAAAAGGUUAAUAGCAACAUAGAUUACAGCGAUUUUUUUGAACCUUUAAUUGGAACUCAACCUGGUAUUAUUUGCUGGGAAAUCGAAAAUUUUCUGCCCAAUAGAUUAGAGGAGGCACUUAAUGGCAAAUUUUACGAUGGUGAUUGUUACAUUGUUUUAAAAACUUACUACUCUCAAAAUUAUGAAAUUAACCCAACCUUAUCUUGGAAAAUAUUUUAUUGGAUCGGUAAAAAGGCUUCGUUGGACAAACAAGUCUGUUCAGCUAUGCACGCCGUGAAUUUACGAAACUUUUUGAGGGCCACUUCGUGCCGAACCUCUAGGGAAGAGCAAAACGAAGAAAGCCCCGAGUUUAUGGAGGUAUUCGAUUACAAUAUCAGGUAUAUCGAAGGGGGUAGAACGGCGACGGGAUUUUGUAGCAUCGUUCCUAAAGAACAUAUUACUCGACUAUAUCGUUGCUCAUGCGAUGCAAAUAGCAUAAUCACAGAACCGGUUCCAUUGAUGACCUCCUCAUUAAACUCGGAAAACACUUAUUUAUUGGAUACUCCAAACUCCCUUAUUGUAUGGCAAGGAAAUAAGUGCAAAUCUGUGAAUGCAAGCAAAGCUAGAUUAUUAGCGGAAAAAAUAAAUAAUGUUGAAAGAAAGAAAACUUGCAUCCCAAUACAAUUUAAAGAGGGCAAAGAACCAAAUAGCUUUUGGGAUUAUCUAACUGCAGAUCAUCAAAUAAUUGAUAUUCAUACUCCGAUGAAAUUAGAAUUGGUCGUUAAAAAACCCCAACACAUACUUUACAAAGUGGGUUUAGGUAUGGGUUACCUUGAAUUAACCCAAGUUAGAAUACCACUAAAGGACAAACGGUUAAAGAAAUCAUUUUUAGAUAGCAAAGGAGUCUAUAUUUUGGAUUCAUAUUCUUGCGACGUUUUUAUAUGGGUUGGUAAAAAAGCUAACAGAUUGGUUCGAACAGCUGCUUUCAAGUUAGCCAAGGAAGUCAUCUACGAUUUUGAGCGCAGACCUGGAUACAGUGAAAUUAUCCAUCUUUUCGAAGGAACAGAGACUCAAAUGUUUAAAUGCAAAUUUUUGGGUUGGAAUGACGUCUUGGCUGUUGACCACACUCGCUCUAUUCAAUCUAUUAACAAAAAAGGAAUGGAUAUAAAACAGUUUUUGAAGGGAAUACAUAAUGAAAUUGAUUUAUCAGCACUUUUUAAAGUUCGUCAACCAGCUUUAGAUGACGAAAGAGCGAAGGCACUAAUAAAUGAAUGGAAUGAAGAUCUUGAAACCUUAGAAUGUUUUGUGCUGGAAGGCAAAAAAUAUGUUAAGUUACCGGAAAAUGAAAUAGGUCAGUUUUAUUCUGGAGCGUGUUAUGCUUUCAUUUGUAGAUAUUGGGUCGCGGUUGAAAUUAAAAAUCAGGCAUUCAUAACCAUUAAGUCCAUAAAAAAUAAUGAACGUUCUGCUUCAAAUGUGGAGUCAGAUUCGGAAGAUAAGGAUGCUGAUAGAAUAGGAAAUGUUAUUGAUUUAAAUAAACCUUCUGAAAAUCAUUUCUGGGAAGAAAAAUUUCAACCUGUUAUAUAUUUUUGGCAAGGAAGAGAUGCCAGCACUAUUGGGUGGUUGACAUUUUCUUUCGGAUUAGGUAAAAAGUUUGAACAGACAUUUGGCAAGGAAAAUUUGCAAGUUGUCCGAGUUUUACAACAACAAGAAAGUCCUAAAUUUUUAUCUCAUUUCAAAAGAAAAUUUAUAAUUCAUUGUGGACCAAGAAUAAAAAACAAGAGUAUCACAGUUCAUGAGAAAAAUUUACAAAAUCAUGAUGUGAUAAAUAUGAUGGCACCAUCAUUAUACCAAAUUAGAACGAAUAAUUUCACGACUUUCUAUACAAGAUGUAUACAAAUACAAAAAUGUGAUUCUACCCUUUUAAAUAGUGCAUUUUGUUAUAUUUUGAAAAUACCAUUUCAAAAUUCCUUCAAUGAAGAACCAGGGCUUUGUUAUGCGUGGAUAGGCAGCCAAGCUUGUGCUAAUGAUAUCGAAAUAAUUGAAGAAUUGGCUUACAAAAUAUCUCCAGAUUAUAAUAUUCAAGUUAUCAAAGAAGGGAAUGAACCUGAAAAUUUCUUUUGGCCUGCUUUAGGUGGCAAAAAUAAUUAUGAAAAAGAAGCUAAAUAUAUGAAUUAUCUUCGAUUAUUUCGCUGUUCUAAUGAUAUGGGAUAUUUCAGGAUAACUGAAAGAUGCGCAGAUUUUUGUCAGGAUGAUUUAUGUGAUGAGGAUAUUAUGCUUUUAGAUGACGGGUCUAAAGUUUUUAUUUGGAUAGGCCCACAAAGUAGUGAAAUAGAGAUGAAAUUAGCAUUAAAGAGCGCCAAAUUGUAUCUAGAGCAUCUUAAUGUAAUUCAAAUGGACAAACCUAGAAAAUUAAUGUUUACUUUAAAGAAUUAUGAAUCUUCGCAUUUUAAAAAAUGCUUCCAUGCCUGGAACCAUUAUAAAAAAAAUCUCAAUUAAUAAAAAAAAAUUCAUAUAAAAAAUAAGAUAUUUUACUCUCAUAAAUUAUAUGUACUAUUUAUUCAAGAUGAGUAUUCAUAUUUACUAUAAAUUUAUUUAUUAGUAAUUUAUGUCACAUUAAUUAUAUAUCGCUAAAAUUUGAAUGACUUGAG
Gordionus sp. m RMFG-2023 is the source of this 4164-nucleotide messenger RNA. RefSeq names its product protein flightless-1-like. Bases 29 to 4012 code for a protein of 1327 amino acids. The record is from RefSeq and is a predicted model, not a curated record. The transcript is spliced from 32 exons. Gene Ontology annotation, cellular component: nucleus; actin cytoskeleton; cytoplasm. Gene Ontology annotation, molecular function: actin filament binding; phosphatidylinositol-4,5-bisphosphate binding. Gene Ontology annotation, biological process: myofibril assembly; actin filament severing; barbed-end actin filament capping. NCBI's taxonomy places the organism in Eukaryota, Metazoa, Nematomorpha, Gordioida, Chordodea, Parachordodidae.